Molecule: messenger RNA, 2232 nt
Organism: Schistocerca piceifrons (Central American locust)
Lineage: Eukaryota; Metazoa; Arthropoda; Insecta; Orthoptera; Acrididae
Product: suppressor protein SRP40-like
Exons: 2
Coding region: 170-1753 (527 amino acids)
Source: RefSeq, a predicted model, not a curated record
GUCGAACAAACGCAGUUUGUAAACUGGUUCUGCUACGCAUGCGCGGCUCGGAACAGUUUGGGAUUUCCGCUGCGUUCGAAAGCUCCCCGUUUUCGUCACUUACCGCGUUGAGCGCUGCACGUCAUGAAAGCAGCAGGAGUGGACAAAUCCGCUAAUAUCCUCACUGCGCAUGCGCAAGACGGUUGGAAACUGGUACAUAAACAAAAUUGGUAUUCCGCUGCAAAUUGCGAAAAUCGUGAUGGAAAGCGCCAAAGAUGUCGGCGUACAGAGCGACCUUCCAGUAUUCUGGAGCCGAGAAGCGACGCUAGCUUUGUUGAACGCGUAUGAAGUACAGAGGGAUCGCUUAGGUAAAGACUUUCGUUUUAAGAACUACAUGUGGGUUGCAAUAUCCCUUGCACUGAAGAAUGAGAUGGGGAUGAACUUCACACCAGCCCAGUGCGAGAACAGGUGGAGAGUUCUUUUGCGCAGUUACAAGAGAGCGAUGGACAAUAAUUUGAAGUUAUCGAGGAGAAGAAAGGACUUUGUGUACCAAGAUGCGAUGCAGAAGAUACUGAAGGGAGAAGACAUCAUCAGACCAGUGUCGCAGUCGGAUGAGACAGGUGUGCUUUCUAGUGGUGGAAAAUCGAAUGUACAGGUAGGGAACAGUGGUAGUGAACCUGAGACAGUGCCAAAUAGUGGUAACGAAUUACUAAUUAAUAGUGGAAAAUCUAAUGCGAACAGUGAAGUGAUUAGUAGUGAACCUGAGCCAACAGCAGGUAGUGGUAAACAAUUAUUCAUUAUCAGAGGAAACUCCAGUGUGAAUAGUGAUGGGAUUAGUAGUGAACCUGCGCCUUUACCAAGUAAAAAUUUCUUCAUUAUCAGUACAAAACCCACUAUGAACAGUGAUGUGAUUUGUAGGCCUAGUGAAACCGAACCCUCACUAAAUAGCGGUAAACAGUUAUUCAUUAUCACUGGAAAACCCUGUGUGAACAAUGAUAGGAUUAGUGGUGAACCUGAGCCAGCACCAGGUAGUAAUAAACAAUUAUUCAUUAUCAGUGCAAAAACGAAUGGGAACAGUGAUAGGAUUAACAGUGAACCUGCGCUAACACCAAGUAGUAGUAAACAAUUGUUACUCAUCAGUGGAAAAUCCAAUGGGAACAGUGAUGGGAUUAGUAGUGAGCCUGAGCUGACACCAAGUAGUAGUAGUAAACAAUUAUCACUCAUCAGUGGAAAAUCCAAUGGGAACAGUGAUGGGAUUAGUAGUGAACCUGAGCUGACACCAAGUAGUAGUAGUACACAAUUAUUACUUAUCAGUGGAAAAUCCAAUGUGAACAGUGAUAGGAGUAGUAAUAAACCUGAGCCACCACCAAGUAGUAAUGAACCUGCACCAGCAGCAAGCAGUAGCAAACAGUUAUUUACCAAUCCUUCUGAAUCAUCAGUUAGUCCACCAGAAAAGAGAAGGAAGCUGAAACAGUCGUUCUUACAACAGAUAAGAGCUGACAGGAAACUUUACUACGAGAAAAAACUGGAAGUAGACAGGGAGAGACUUGAAGGCUUAGAAAGGAGAAAUGAUGAGUUACUGCAGUUAAAGAAAAUGAAGCUUCAACAAGCAGAGAGAAUGAUUGCAUUUGAAGAAGAAAAGCUCAAAUGUGAAAAAGAAAAACUUGUAAUUUCUAGUGAAAAAUUAAAAAUGUAUCGUAGGUUAGUUCAGCUACAAGAAGAAAGCAAUGACAUUUUGAGAUCUAUUAAUGACCAAUUUGAUUUUUUACUAUAAGUGAUCGAGCCCCUUGUGUGACUAUUCACAUGUUCUUUUCUGGUAAUUGAUUUUCGCUGAUGUUUUUUUGCCAUUUGUAGAACUUUCUUGAUACAUGCUCACAUUCUAUUUUUGGCUCCUUGUAUGACAGACGGCACUUCCCUUUGCACUACCUAUUAGUGGUACUUCCCAUUCCAUUCACGUAUUGAGCAAGAGAAGAAUGAUUGCUUAAAUGCAUCUGUGUGCAUUAUAAUUAGCCUAUUCUUGUUUUACUGGUGCUUUGGGAGUGAUACAUUGGGGAUUUUAGUUUAUUCCUAGAGCACUCUCUUGAAACUUAGAAGUAGGUUUCGAAUAUAGUUUGCAUCUAUCUUCAAGUGUCUACCAGUUCAAGUUUUCAGAAUUUCCGUGAAGUUAUCCCAUGAGUCAAACAAACCUGGGAUCAUUCGUGUAGCACUUCUUUCCUGUGUAUUCAGUAUUCCCUGUUACUUCUGUUUCAUUGG